This is a messenger RNA of Lates calcarifer (barramundi perch), 781 nucleotides long. RefSeq names its product methylmalonyl CoA epimerase (gene mcee). Lineage: Eukaryota; Metazoa; Chordata; Actinopteri; Centropomidae. The record is from RefSeq and is a predicted model, not a curated record. Gene Ontology annotation, molecular function: methylmalonyl-CoA epimerase activity. Gene Ontology annotation, cellular component: mitochondrion. The transcript is spliced from 3 exons. Gene Ontology annotation, biological process: L-methylmalonyl-CoA metabolic process. Bases 58 to 579 code for a protein of 173 amino acids.
GGUAAACAGGCUCACCGAGGAACUCUUCCGCCUGCUGCUUGGUUCCGAGAUACAAAUAUGGCGUCCGCCGUGCUGAAGGUUGCAGUGGCAGGCCUGUCCAGAUGUUCUCAUCUCACACUCCUGAGGACACAUUCAAUGACAACAGCCCUCCAUCAGGGAGUUCCUGGGUCACUGUGGAAGCUGGGGAGGCUGAACCACAUUGCCAUCGCUGUCCCCGACAUGGAGAAGGCCACAGCUUUGUAUCGGGACGUGCUGGGGGCUACGGUGAGUGACAAGGUGCCUCUGCCCGAGCACGGAGUCUACACUGUGUUUGUGGAGCUCGGUAACACUAAGCUGGAGCUGCUCCAUCCUCUGGGGGAGAAGAGUCCAAUUGCUGGCUUCUUGCAGAAGAACAAGUCUGGAGGGAUGCACCACAUUUGUAUUGAGGUUGACAACAUCAACGCUGCAAUAGCCGACCUGAAAGCAAAGAACAUCAGAACUCUGUCAGCAGAGCCCCGGAUAGGUGCUCAUGGGAAACCAGUGAUGUUUCUUCAUCCUAAAGACUGUGACGGUGUGUUGGUGGAGCUUGAAGAAGCGUGAACACCUCGGUCUGACAGGGACAGUGGGAAUUGUUAAUCUGCAUUUAUAUAUUCUACAGUCUGAUUAUCACUAUAUGUUGAUUGUGUAAUAUUUUUCCUCGUAGCACUUAGGUUUUUGAUCUUCUCAUUUCAGAAAGGUGCCUCAAAACUGUUCUUCUAAUUCUGUUGUUGGUGGGAAUAAAUUAUAGUGUGGUGUGUGUUUU